Tachyglossus aculeatus (Australian echidna) is the source of this 3271-nucleotide messenger RNA. It is a transcript of the gene RECQL5, whose product is annotated as RecQ like helicase 5. Gene Ontology annotation, biological process: double-strand break repair via homologous recombination. The record is from RefSeq and is a predicted model, not a curated record. Gene Ontology annotation, molecular function: nucleic acid binding; ATP binding; 3'-5' DNA helicase activity. The coding region runs from base 137 to 2941 and encodes 934 amino acids. NCBI's taxonomy places the organism in Eukaryota, Metazoa, Chordata, Mammalia, Monotremata, Tachyglossidae. The transcript has 20 exons. Gene Ontology annotation, cellular component: cytoplasm; chromosome.
GAGAGGGGGUCCUCCUCCGUCCUCCGUCCUCCUCCGCCGCCAGCGCGCAUGAAGCCCCGGCCCGGGCCCCACACCCUCCUCCCCUCAUAGCCGCCUCUGCCCCGGGACGGGGGAAGUCCGGGCUGAGGGAACCAAGAUGAGCUCCAGGCGUGAGCGCCAAGUCCACAGCACCCUGAAGAAGGUCUUUGGCUUUGACUCAUUUAAGACAGCCCUUCAGGAGAGCGCGACCAUGGCAGUGGUGAAAGGUGAGAAGGACGUGUUUGUCUGCAUGCCCACCGGGGCGGGCAAGUCCCUCUGCUACCAGCUUCCUGCUCUGCUGGCAGGGGGCAUCACCAUUGUGGUGUCCCCCCUCAUUGCUUUGAUUCAGGACCAGGUGGACCAUCUGCUGGCGUUGAAGGUGCAGGCGGCCUCCCUGAACUCCAAACUGCCGGCCGCCGAGAGGCGGGCGCUGGAGGCGGAGCUGGGGAGGCCGGAGCCGCGGCUCAAGCUGCUGUAUGUGACGCCCGAGAUGGUGGCGGCCGCCUCCUUCCAGCCCGUCCUGAACUCCCUGGUGUCGCGCCGUCUCCUGGCUUACCUGGUGGUGGACGAGGCCCACUGCGUCUCCCAGUGGGGCCACGACUUCCGGCCCGACUACCUGCAGCUGGGCGCCCUGCGGGCCCGCCUGCCCCGCACUCCCUGCGUGGCCCUGACGGCCACCGCCCCCCGCCAGGUGCGGGAUGACGUGGUGGCCGCCCUGGGGCUCAGGCAGCCGGUCGCCACCUUCCAGACGCCCUGCUUCCGUGCCAACCUCUUCUACGACGUGUGCUUCAAGGACCUGCUGAGCGACCCCUUCGCCGACCUGUGGGACUUCUGCCAGCGGGCGCUGGGCGAGAGGGACGCCCAGGGGGCUUUCUCCGGCUGCGGCAUCGUCUACUGUAGGACCAGAGAGGCUUGUGACCAGUUGGCCCAGGAACUCAGCUACCGGGGCCUAGGAGCCAAGGCUUAUCACGCAGGGCUGAAGGCAGCGGAGAGGGUGCAGGUACAGAGCGAGUGGAUGGAGGAGAAGGUGCCCGUGAUCGUCGCCACCAUAAGCUUCGGGAUGGGGGUGGACAAAGCAAAUGUCAGGUGUGUCGCCCACUGGCACAUUGCCAAAUCGAUGGCCGGGUACUACCAGGAGUCGGGCCGGGCGGGCCGAGACGGGAAAGCCUCCUGGUGCCGCCUGUACUACUCCAGGAAAGACCGGGACCAGAUCAGCUUCCUGAUCAAGAAGGAGAUAGCCAGGCUCCAGGAGAAGCGUGGCCACAAGGACUCCGACAAAGCCGCGCUGAAGGCCUUCGACGUGCUGGUCGCCUUCUGUGAAGAAUCAGGGUGCCGCCAUGCUUCCAUUGCCAAAUACUUUGGGGACCCCCCGCCACCGUGCGCCAAGAGCUGUGACCACUGCCGCCAUCCCGCCCACGUCCAGAAGCAGCUGGACGCCCUGGAACGCUGCCACAGCUGGAGCAGGACGAGCCUCGGGCCCUCCAGGGGCGAUGCCUCGGACCCCGAGCUCUACGAGGGGGGCCGCCGGGGCUCCCAAGGCUUUGGCAGGUAUGAGGAGGAGGGGUCAGGCGGCAGCGAGGACGAAGCGAGCCGGGAGGGUCGCAAGCGGGAAUGGAACCUCUUCUACCAGAAGCAGAUGCAACUGCGCAAGGGCCGAGAAGCCAAGAAAGAGGAGUUUGUACCCCCAGGAGCUGAUUGUCUCCUGAAGGAGGCCUCCAGCAGCAGGAUCCCCCGGCUCACCGUCAAGGCCCGGGAGCACUGCCUGAGGAUGCUGAAGGAGGCCCUGAGCGGGAACCAGCAGGCAGCCAGCGCUGGGGACAGGGUGGACCCCCUGGUCAGCGCGCUGGAGCUGGAGCAUGAAGCAUUCCAGGGCAGCAAGGUGGCCAACCUGUACAAGGCCAGCGUGCUCAAGAAGGUCGCCGAGAUCCACAGGGCCUCCAAGGACGGGCAACUGCACCCAGCGUUGGGGUCCGACACCUCCGAGGCCCAGCCUGCACGCCCUGCCCCUGCCCGGGAUGAGGAGGAGGAAGUGCUGCCAGCCUCCCAGGUGUACUCGUUCAAACCCAAGCGUGUGGGGGCUGGCGGCCCGAGGGGGGCCCCCCAGUUCCAGACGGCGGCUGAGCUGCUGGGCAGGACCCGAGCCAAGGAGCCGGAGGAGGGGAAGAGACAGGUCCCCGGCGGCAAGGGCGGGGCGAGCCCAGGCCCCCCAGCCGAGGCGGAAAAGGGUGCGGCGAAGGCCACCCCGAGCCAGCGGGGCCGCAGUAGCAGGAAGCGGCAGCUGUUGGCUGAGGCGGCAAGGACUGAGGCUCAGGACAUCUCCAAGUUCUUCUCCCGGCCGCCGCGCCCCCAGUCGCCCAGCCCCACCCAUCCGGAGACCAGCGAGGAGGAGGAGGAGGGAGGUGGGCACAGCCCAGCCUCCCUGGGUGAAGGCCUGGAUGCCAGCCGGGCCCCAAGCUUGGGGGCUCGGCUCCCUUCCCAGGAGGAUGACCAGAAGGGAAAGAGACCUGGACCCCAACAGAGUCACCCCACGGGUCCAGUCUCCAAGAGGCCUAAGGUCAGACACCCGACCCAGGCCCCGGCAGACGGCCAGGGCAGUGCCAGGAAGAAAGUGACCUUCAACCCCAGCCUGCCGGAGAGCAGGGACCCCGCUCCCUCCGGUCCACCCUCCCCCUGCGUGUCUCUGAAGGAGGCAGCCGACGUGGUGGUCAAGUCACUGACUCCGUUUUACAAAGAGGGCAAGUUUGCUUCCAAGGAGCUGUUCAAAGCAUUUGCCCGCCAUCUCUCCCACCUGCUGGUGCACAAGACGCCCACCCCGAGGAACGUGAGAGAAGAGGCCCAGACCCUCAUCCAGCAGUUCUUCAGGGGCCGAGGGCGCUGCGAGAGCACCAAUGACUGGCAGGGCCUAGGGGACCCCCCCACCUGACCCCUGGCUCCAGGUGGACAGACACACGCCUUCGGCGACUCCACUUCCCCGUUCCAGGGAGCGCCCCUGGAGCGGGAGUGAAGCGGGGGGCGUUUUCCUAGCAGUCAUCCCGCCAGCCUGGGGUAGAGGUUACCCCUACCUCUCUUCCCCCUGCUCAGGGCUCUAAUAGGAGGAAGGAACCUUCUGCCCUGAUCCUGGCAGAGGUCAGCCCAGCUCGAACUUCCUGCUGGACCAGCCCCCUGCCCCUCCCCGCUGUGGCUGGGCGGAGGGGGCCGGGGUGGGCCGGCGACCGCAACGAGAAUUAUUCAUUAAAGCCUCCGUGUUGCUACC